UCAAAUUGGGCAACUUCUGUUUUGGGUCUCCAUUGCAGAGAUUGUUGAUGGUGCAAGUACUCCCUAUGAAGGAGGCAUGUUUACACUGGAAAUCAACAUGCCUGAGAGGUAUCCAUUUGAGUCCCCGAAGAUGCGUUUCCUGACACCCAUCUGUCACCCUAACAUCGAUAAUGCAGGAUGUAUUUGUCUGAAUACUCUUAAGUUGCCACCAAAGGAUUGUAUGGAGACAGAAGAUAAGACAUCUCUUGAGAAUCAAAAUGAAACUGCACACAAGAGAGAAGCACUUACUGCACAGGAGAAAUUCGACCGACUUAAGAAAGUAUGCAUGUAA
Molecule: messenger RNA, 331 nt
Organism: Myxocyprinus asiaticus (Chinese sucker)
Lineage: Eukaryota; Metazoa; Chordata; Actinopteri; Cypriniformes; Catostomidae
Product: ubiquitin-conjugating enzyme E2 T-like
Exons: 4
Coding region: 77-331 (84 amino acids)
Biological process (GO): protein polyubiquitination; DNA damage response
Cellular component (GO): nucleus
Molecular function (GO): ubiquitin conjugating enzyme activity
Source: RefSeq, a predicted model, not a curated record